UCACUUUAUUUCCCCCUUCCGGACGGACGCCACGUCGUCUUGGCCUGGGGCCGUCUCUCCAUUCCAUGAGAAUCCUCUCGCUCUGCCUCACAAACACCCUCUGAUUAAGCUCUCAACCGCUGCAACAGCAACACUCCCCAAAUCACUGCAGAAUGGAGGCAACCAUUCACAAGGCCUCUGAAUUCGGGUAUCUGGAGAUUUUCAGGAGGGAGAUGGGUCUUUCUCAUCCCCAAACCUUCUCGCGCCGAAUGUCUGCUUCCGAGGUACUUGUCAAGAAAAUUGAUUUUUAUGGGAAGUUAAAUGGUCAUGAGGGUUGUGUAAACACAAUUCAGUUCAACUCCUUUGGCGACAUUCUUGUUUCAGGUUCUGACGAUCAGCAAGUUAUGUUCUGGAAUUGGGAAACUAAACAAUUGAAAUUUUCAUAUGAUUCUGGCCACUCAGAUAACAUAUUUCAGGUCAAGAUCAUGCCCUUUACUGAUGAUCGGAAAAUAGUGACUUCUUCUGCUGAUGGCCAGGUUAGACUUUGUCAGAUAUUGGAUAAUGGUGACGUAGAAAAAAAAAGGUUGGGAAAGCACCAUGGUCGGGUGCAUAAUCUUGCUCUGGAGCCUGGAAGUCCUUAUGUAUUUUAUAGCUGUGGCGAGGAUGGCUUUGUUCAACAUUUUGAUCUGCGUAGUAACUCAGCCAGAAAACUUUUCUGUUGCUCGUCAAUCACCAAGAACAAACAGAGCUCAAGCAGCAUUAGGUUGAAUGCUAUUGUGAUUGACCCAAGAAAUCCAAAUUACUUUGCUGUAGGAGGUUCCGAUGAAUAUGCUCGCAUCUAUGAUAUUAGGAAAUAUGGAUGGGAUGCUUCAAGUAACUUAGAUGCACCGGUGAAUAGCUUUUGCCCUCACCACCUGAUCGAGAAUCAUGAUGUUCGCAUAACGGCAUUGGCUUACUCAAAUACAAGUGAACUGCUCGUCUCUUACAACGACGAGCUCAUUUAUUUAUUUCAGAAGAACAUGGGAAUGGGCCCCUCCCCAUUGUCUGGCCCACAGACAGAUUCGCAGAAACUGGACGAGCCACAAGCUUACUCAGGGCAUAGGAAUUCACAGACAGUUAAAGGAGUGAGUUUUUUUGGUCCUAAUGGUGAAUACGUCAUGAGCGGAUCUGAUUGUGGUCAUAUAUUUAUCUGGAAGAAGAAAGGAGGUAAGCUCGUGCGCUUGAUGGUAGGUGAACGGCAGAUAGUGAAUCAACUCGAGCCCCAUCCACGUAUGCCUAUCAUUGCUAGCUCUGGCCUAGAGAAAACUAUAAAGAUCUGGGCUCCUGUGUCGAGCGAUGUUCUUCCCCUGCCCCACAAUGUGCAAGAGAUUAUGGAGUCUAACAAGCGAGGCCGGGAGGACCAAUCGCGCGUUAUACUUACUCCCGAUGUAAUCAUGCAUGUUUUGCGGUUGCAUAGAAGACAACAAUUGGCUUAUGAUGAACGAAGAAACAGUAGAGGUGACAUUGAGAGUGAUGAAGAUGAUGAAGCCGCUUAUGUUUUAGGAUUCGCAGGAGAGGAGGAAAAUAACAAUGAAUGCAACAUUAGCUAGAGUUUUGCUUUGUACUUAUUCUGUAAGCCAGCCAGAUCUUUGUGUUCAAUUCUACUCUUCUUGCUUGGAGUGCGAACAUGUCUUUUGCAAUGUGUAAAUCCCCUCGUAUUUUAGUGAAGGUAAAGAAAGAUGCGAUAUAUAUAUAUAUAUAUAUGUGGUCAAUUUUAAUAAAAUAUAUAUGGCUGCAUCUGAGUCUUAACGUUCA
Molecule: messenger RNA, 1773 nt
Organism: Diospyros lotus (date-plum)
Lineage: Eukaryota; Viridiplantae; Streptophyta; Magnoliopsida; Ericales; Ebenaceae
Exons: 5
Coding region: 153-1568 (471 amino acids)
Cellular component (GO): cytoplasm; Cul4-RING E3 ubiquitin ligase complex
Molecular function (GO): protein binding
Source: RefSeq, a predicted model, not a curated record